AUGGUCAAGAGAAAGCUUGGAGCCUUGGAAAAGGUUGAGGCCGACUUGCCCAAUUUGCAGCAUAAAAUCCGCCGGGAUCCUAAAUCCUACAUUGAAGACUUUCGCGCCCAGCAUUAUCAGUAUGAAUCGCAUCGAGAAAUUUUCAUGGCAGCGCCCACUUCUGCCACUGACACCGGUAUCAUUUCGCUUCGCGACCUGAUUGACUUUAUGUCUCAUGUUGCCGAUUGCUAUCCUGAUAUCCUGAAGGAUUUCCCCCAGCAGUUGAUUGAUAUGUUAAUCCAGCACCACCUGGUGCUGGAACCUGAAUUACGAGAGAAGCUGGUUGGGAGCCUGGUGCUCCUCCGCAAAAAGGAAAUUAUUGACUCUUCAACGCUCUUACACACUCUCUUCCCAAUCCUUAUCUCCACUCCAAGCAAAACUCUGCGCGCUUUAUUGUUCCAAAAAAUAUUGUCUGAUAUACGCUCGUCUAACGCAAAGUCUACGAAUCACAAAUUGAAUCGAACUAUGCAAACCGUGCUUUUCAAUCUUGUCACGUCGGACCGCACAUCUUCCAAGCCUCUGUGGGCAAUUAAGAUCACUCGAGAACUAUGGAAACGCCAAAUCUGGACCGAUGCAAAGGCCGUUGAAGUCAUGAAGGAGGCCAGUUUAUCGGAAAAAGAGAAGGUCAUUGUGGGUGGUGUCCGCUUCUUCCUGGGUGGAGAUAAGGAGCGUGAAGAGGCAGAGGAUGAGAGCAGUGACGAAGAGGCUGUUGAUAUCGGUAGAGUCAAGCAUCAACUUGGUAUUAACAAGAAGACCAAGAAGAAGUCUCGACUGGCUGAAAAGGCCAUGGCAGCACACAAGAAGAAAGAGCGUAAGAAGCACCAGCCGCAUGCGCUCAACUUCUCUGCGUUGCAUCUGCUGCACGAUCCACAAGGAUUCGCGGAGAACUUAUUUUCCAAGCAUCUGCAAAAUUCCAGGUCAAAGCUCAAUCUAGAGCAGAAACUCCUGGUUCUGCAGUUGGUGUCACGGUUGGUCGGUCUGCAUAAGUUGCAUAUCAUGUCGCUCUAUUCGUACUUCCAAAAGUUCUUGACGCCUCGUCAGCCAUCAGUCACUUCGUUCUUGGCUUCUUUGGCACAAGCCACUCACGACUUGGUUCCUCCAGACGUUCUCGAGCCUCUGAUUCAAAAGAUCGCGAACGAGUUCGUUUCGGAAGCCUCUGCCGGACAAGUGGCAACAGCAGGUCUGAACGCUAUUCGAGAGGUCUGUGCAAGACAGCCUUUGGCCAUGAAUGAAACCUUGUUGCAAGAUCUAGUCAUGUACAAGAAGAGCAAAGAUAAGGGUGUCAUGAUGGCUUCAAAGGGUCUUCUGAGUCUUUACCGUGAUGUCGGAGCGUCCAUGCUCAAGAAACGUGACCGUGGCAAGGAGGCUGCCAUGAGCCUCCGCGCCGGUGAUAAGGAGAAAAGACGAUUUGGUGAACAAGAAGUGGGAGGUAUCGAGGGAUUGGAACUUUUGGAGAAAUGGAAGGAAGAAGAGCGCCGGAAGAGACGAGAGGAGAAGGGCCUGCCAUCCGACGCAGAGGAUGAUGAAGACGAAGACGAGAACAACUGGGAUGCCUGGAACGUCGAAGACGACGAAGACAGUGACGAUUCUGGCGACUGGAUUAACGUUCAAAGUGACGCUGAAAUUGAUAUCAGCGACUCGGAGGACGAAGGCAAGAACCGGCCUGCUAAGAAGGCUAAGUCAGACGAGGAGGAGGCCAAGGCAAAGAGUGCCACCCCUUCAGAGCCGUCGGCGGAGACCGCCUUUUCCAAACUUGCGACUACCCGUAUCCUCACUCCUGCUGAUUUGGCAAAGCUCGCCGAGCUCCGAGCUCAGGCAUCCGUCGAUGCUGCCGUCUCUGGCAAGUCUCGCCGUGCUGGGCAGCCCGCUUCUGCCCGCCACAAUGAUGACCCCUUGACGGCAGAGGAAAUCGAAGGUCUGGCAGCCCUAUCUGCUGGUAAGGCCACUCGUGAGGAGAGAAUUGCUCAUGCUCGCGAGGGUAAGCUUGAUCGGUCUGAGCACAAGAGCAAGGAGGCAAAGCGCCGCGAGCGCAAGCAAGAGCAGGGCAAAAGUACUACCAACAAGGAGAAGGCUCGUCGGAAGAACUUCUUGAUGACCUUGGGGAAAGCAAAAAGCAAGAAUAAGCGAAGUCUGGUGGAAACUCGGGCUGUGCUGAAAGCCCAUCACGAUCGUUCGAAGCGGGGUGGCAAGAGAGGAAACAUUGGUAAUUAG
Molecule: messenger RNA, 2250 nt
Organism: Penicillium chermesinum
Lineage: Eukaryota; Fungi; Ascomycota; Eurotiomycetes; Eurotiales; Aspergillaceae
Product: SDA1 family protein
Exons: 4
Coding region: 1-2250 (749 amino acids)
Biological process (GO): ribosomal large subunit biogenesis; ribosomal large subunit export from nucleus
Cellular component (GO): nucleolus
Source: RefSeq, a predicted model, not a curated record